GGAAUAUUUAUCCAAUAGCAACGAAUGUUACGGAAUCUUUGGCUAUACGUCCUAUUAAUUAAUUUAGUAAUGUGCUUCGCGUGUCUCUCCAACGAAGUCUGUCCUGGAACUUCUUCUCUUGCUGCACAAUGAAGACCAAAGAAGACAUUCUCAAAUAUUUUGAUGAAGGAAUCCGAAAUGAACCGGAAAAUUCUACUGCUGUAGCAGCUGUGAAGACUUUACUUGAAAUCGUCAAAGGAAGUGAUGCCACCACAUUAACUGAACUGUUACGAAGUCUAGAAGAUGCAGAGAAAUACCUCGAUGUACGGGAUGAGAAUGGAAUAUCAGUGCGUUCUGCUUGUCAGUUAUACCUUCGCUUCAUUACAUUUACUUCAUUAGAAUUCCAGGAUUUCCAAGAAUGCCGUAGACGAUUAGUUGAGCGUGGAGAACUGUUCUUGGAGAAGGUGACCAAAUCUCGUGACAAGAUAAGCAAAUUGUGCAAACCUUUUCUUCGGGAUGGAAUGACUAUACUCACCCAUUCUCGGUCCCGUGUAGUGCUACAAGUCCUGAAGGAAGCAGCCCGCGACAAGAAGCGUUUCAAUGUGUUCGUCACAGAAUCAAGGCCAAACGAAAGCGGACGUGUUUUGUGCAAUGAGCUGAAGAAAGCAAACAUCCCUACUCUGUUAAUUCUAGAUGCUGCUGUGAGUUCUGUCAUGCCAGAUGUUGAUCUGGUUCUUGUUGGUGCUGAAAGUGUUGUAGAAAGUGGCGGAAUCAUCAACAGGAUUGGUACCUUCAACAUUGCUCUUGCUGCCAAAGCCUUCAACAAACCAGUUUAUGUCGUGGCCGAAUUCUUCAAGUUUGCUCGGUUCUUCCCCCUCACUCAAAAAGACCUCCCCAAGAAAUUUGAAUACAAAGCAUCCUUGGAAAAUGACACAGAUUUGAAACAUCCAGCAGUUGACUAUACUCCCCCCAAUUACAUGACACUGUUGUUCACAGAUCUUGGAAUCUUAUUACCAUCAGCCGUUAGUGACGAACUUAUUAAACUUUACAGCUAAACUAAAUUAAAAGUUUUAAAAAGAAAAGGACACCAAUAAAACUUAUUUUAAUAACA
This is a messenger RNA of Octopus sinensis (East Asian common octopus), 1090 nucleotides long. RefSeq names its product translation initiation factor eIF-2B subunit alpha. Gene Ontology annotation, cellular component: eukaryotic translation initiation factor 2B complex. The record is from RefSeq and is a predicted model, not a curated record. Bases 129 to 1034 code for a protein of 301 amino acids. NCBI's taxonomy places the organism in Eukaryota, Metazoa, Mollusca, Cephalopoda, Octopoda, Octopodidae. Gene Ontology annotation, molecular function: translation initiation factor activity; guanyl-nucleotide exchange factor activity. The transcript is spliced from 9 exons. Gene Ontology annotation, biological process: translational initiation.